Ruditapes philippinarum (Manila clam) is the source of this 1044-nucleotide messenger RNA. RefSeq lists its product as uncharacterized. NCBI's taxonomy places the organism in Eukaryota, Metazoa, Mollusca, Bivalvia, Venerida, Veneridae. The transcript has a single exon. Bases 1 to 1044 code for a protein of 347 amino acids. The record is from RefSeq and is a predicted model, not a curated record.
AUGAACACCUCAUGGUCCUGGGAUCCAUGUUUGUACACGAACAAAUCAUGGUCCUGGGAUCCAUGUUUGUACAUGAACACCUCAUGGUCCUGGGAUCCAUGUUUGUACAUGAACACCUCAUGGUCCUGGGAUCCAUGUUUGUACAUGAACACCUCAUGGUCCUGGGAUCCAUGUUUGUACACGAACAAAUCAUGGUCCUGGAAUCCAUGUUUGUACAGGAACAAAUCAUGGGUCUGGGAUCCAUGUUUGUACACGAACAAAUCAUGGUCCUGGGAUCCAUGUUUGUACAUGAACAAAUCAUGGUCCUGGGAUCCAUGUUUGUACAUGAACAAAUCAUGGUCCUGGGAUCCAUGUUUGUACACAAACAAAUCAUGGUCCUGGAAUCCAUGUUUGUACACGAACAAAUCAUGGGUCUGGGAUCCAUGUUUGUACAUGAACAAAUCAUGGUCCUGGGAUCCAUGUUUGUACACGAACAAAUCAUGGUCCUGGGAUCCAUGUUUGUACACAAACAAAUCAUGGUCCUGGGAUCCUAGUUUGUACAUGAACACCUCAUGGUCCUGGGAUCCAUGUUUGUACAUGAACACCUCAUGGUCCUGGGAUCCAUGUUUGUACACGAACAAAUCAUGGUCCUGGGAUCCAUGUUUGUACAUGAACACCUCAUGGUCCUGGGAUCCAUGUUUGUACAUGAACAAAUCAUGGUCCUGGGAUCCAUGUUUGUACACGAACAAAUCAUGGUCCUGGGAUCCAUGUUUGUACAUGAACACCUCAUGGUCCUGGGAUCCAUGUUUGUACAUGAACAAAUCAUGGUCCUGGGAUCCAUGUUUGUACACAAACAAAUCAUGGUCCUGGAAUCCAUGUUUGUACACGAACAAAUCAUGGGUCUGGGAUCCAUGUUUGUACAUGAACAAAUCAUGGUCCUGGGAUCCAUGUUUGUACACGAACAAAUCAUGGUCCUGGGAUCCAUGUUUGUACACAAACAAAUCAUGGUCCUGGGAUCCAUGUUUGUACAUGAACACCUCAUGGUCCUGGAACAAUCAACUGUGA